This is a messenger RNA of Pochonia chlamydosporia 170, 1644 nucleotides long. RefSeq names its product RNA helicase (Dbp). The record is from RefSeq and is a predicted model, not a curated record. Bases 1 to 1644 code for a protein of 547 amino acids. Gene Ontology annotation, biological process: rRNA processing. Gene Ontology annotation, molecular function: RNA binding; ATP binding; RNA helicase activity. NCBI's taxonomy places the organism in Eukaryota, Fungi, Ascomycota, Sordariomycetes, Hypocreales, Clavicipitaceae. The transcript is spliced from 7 exons. Gene Ontology annotation, cellular component: ribonucleoprotein complex; nucleus; cytoplasm.
AUGUCCAACUACAGUGGCGGUCGCGGCGGCGGUCACGGAGGCUAUGGCCGCGACAGAAGCGAUAGAGGUGACCGAAACGGAUACGGCGGUGGCUACGGCGGAGGGCGAUCUAAUGGCUUCAGUAAUGGUCAUCACGGCAAUAGCAAUGGCUUCGGCGGCGGCCCUGGAGGCGGCUACGGUGGUUACGGAGGAGGUGGCGAUCGCAUGAGCAACCUCGGAGCUGGUCUGCAGAAGCAAAAUUGGGAUCUUUCUGCACUACCAAAGUUUGAAAAGUCUUUCUACAAGGAGAGCCCGGAGGUUGCCGACAGGUCAUCAGCAGAAGUUGACGCAUUUCGUCGUAAACAUCAAAUGACAAUCGCAGGACAUGACGUCCCUAAGCCUGUCGAGACCUUUGACGAAGCUGGAUUCCCUCGCUACGUCAUGGAUGAGGUAAAGGCCCAAGGUUUCCCGGCUCCUACUGCUAUCCAGUCCCAAGGCUGGCCAAUGGCUCUUUCUGGACGCGAUGUUGUUGGUAUUGCCGAAACAGGCUCCGGAAAAACCUUGACAUACUGCCUUCCUGCCAUUGUUCAUAUCAACGCCCAGCCUCUCCUUGCUCCUGGCGAUGGACCUAUUGUGCUUGUUCUUGCCCCCACCCGUGAACUCGCCGUUCAAAUUCAGCAGGAAAUCACCAAGUUUGGCCGCUCCUCUCGCAUUCGAAAUACCUGUGUUUACGGUGGUGUCCCCAAGGGACCCCAGAUCCGCGACCUCUCCCGAGGUGUGGAAGUCUGCAUUGCCACACCUGGCCGCUUGAUCGAUAUGCUGGAAGCCGGAAAGACGAAUCUGCGCCGUGUUACCUAUCUUGUUCUCGAUGAGGCUGAUCGCAUGCUCGACAUGGGUUUUGAGCCCCAAAUUCGCAAGAUCAUCGAACAGAUUCGACCCGACCGACAGACUCUUAUGUACUCGGCUACGUGGCCCAAGGAGGUUCGCGCUAUGGCUGCCGAUUUCCAGACCGACUUCAUCCAAGUCAACAUCGGGUCCAUGGACUUGUCCGCCAACCACAGAAUCACUCAGAUUGUCGAAGUUGUAUCCGACAUGGAAAAGCGUGAUCGCAUGAUCAAGCACCUGGAGCAAGUCAUGGAGAACAAAGAAAACAAGAUUCUUCUUUUCGUUGGAACCAAGAGGGUUGCAGAUGACAUUACGCGAUUCCUCCGCCAAGACGGCUGGCCAGCAUUGUCUAUUCAUGGCGACAAGCAACAAAACGAACGUGACUGGGUUCUCGACCAGUUCAAGACCGGAAAAAGCCCCAUCAUGGUGGCCACAGACGUUGCAUCUCGUGGUAUUGAUGUUCGCAACAUCACCCAUGUGUUGAACUACGACUAUCCCAACAAUUCGGAGGAUUAUAUUCACCGAAUUGGUCGUACUGGCAGAGCUGGUGCGAAGGGAACGGCCAUCACUUUCUUCACCACUGACAAUCAAAAGCAGGCCCGCGAGCUCGUCAAUGUCUUGCAGGAAGCCAAGCAAAAGAUUGAUCCUCGCCUUGCUGAAAUGGCUCGGUUCGGUGGCGGAGGUGGUCAUCGAUAUGGAGGCUGGGGGCGUGGAAGAGGUGGCGGUGGUAGAGCCAAUGCCAACAACCAACCUCUAGGCAGGGGCAACCGAAGGUGGUAA